AUGCCGCGAUGUUACAUGGUGAAGAAGGCGCUGUGCAACAAGUACAUGAGCAGCGCCGUAAGGAGCUUCGAAUCUUGGGGCCGAAGCAGGACGCCUCCGUCCCCAGCCCUGCCUGUAAAAAUUUCCGUGCCGUCAGUCGAAUCCGCACAACCGGCUGCCUCGACGACCGAUGUUCUACGAGCUUCGAGGGGUCUUGAAAUCAAACGAAUCACUCAAAAAACUGAACGUUUGAUUCUCAAAGAUAGGCAGGAAGCUGUGGUUGAUUCCAUCGAGGCAUUGAUUUCAUUCGUGAACUCGAUGGUUCACCAGAAGGAGAUGGAAGAUGUCAAAAAAUCCGUACACCACCCUUCCGAAGUCUAUAUCUCGGAAACUGCUGGUUUUUGGACUUGUGUCGAUGAGAGAUAUGUACUACUGAAAAUCCGACCCGCAGCCAAUUACCAUAAAGAUUUUGCGGGGUCCUGUGAAACAGUCGCAUGUAUUGACGAAUCGAAAUUCCAUAUUCCGAUUAAAGUAUUCCGCGCGAAAAUCGUCGCGAAAAGGCAACAACUUGAAAAUGGUGAAAUUAGGCGACAAUUAGACGCAAGUGUUGAGACAACCGAUGAUGGUGCGACCGCGACAUCGACGACGUCCAGAUCCGGCUCCGAUUCCUCGGAAUCUCGGGUCGACGAACCGAUGCCGUCGGUUCCGCCGUCGCCGGAGCGGAGAAUACCUUCGACGAAGUCGACGACGCCGACGUUAACGACGACGACGACGACGACGGCGACGACGACCGAGAGGCGGGUCGAGGCUCGACUCCUCCUCGCCUCCGAUCACGAGAUGCCGAUAUUCAGGGAUAGAUCGGCGGCCGAGACGGAGGCUGCCCACGACCUCCUGGAGCUUUCGAGAUCGCUGCCGCCGCUGCCGACGCCGAGCGUCGUCAUCGGUCCCCACGAGGUAGUGGAGAGCCCGGCGACCGACGUCCAGGAGAUGGCCGUCUACCAUCCGGAGCCUUCUAUUUAUCAGGUAAACGCGAUCGACCUGCCCGGCAACCUCUACCACCCUCAGCCGGCGAGCAUCGUCUACGAGCCGGCGACGAUCGUCCAGCAGACGGUGGGGGGCGUCUUCGUUCCGCUGUCGCCCGUGCAGGAGAUUCUAUUCGCUUAUAGCGAACCCCCGGCACCGGCGAUGGUCUCCGAGCCGUUGGUCUCCGCGCCGCCGUUGACGCCGCCGGCCUCCGAGUGCAGCAGCGACAUAGAGAACAACAAUCCGAACUCGCAGACGACGAGGGACAAGGAGGUCCAGACAACGAUCGGCGAGCAAGCCGAGGUCAAGGCCGCGGCCUAUACCUACGACACCCUCCUCGUCGCCGACGGACGUUCGAAGAACAAACGCGGUGCCCAGGCGAAGCCGCCGGCGGAGCUGCAGGCCGCGGAGACCGCGGAGCCGCCCGAGGCUCCCCGGGUCGGACGGUACGUUUGCUGCGAGUGCGGCAAGCAAUACGCGACCUCCUCGAACCUCUCGAGGCACAAGCAGACCCACCGCAGCAUCGACUCCCAGUCGGCGAAGAAGUGCAUCCACUGCGGAAAGGCCUACGUCAGCAUGCCGGCACUCGCGAUGCACGUCCUCACCCACAAGCUCGCCCACAGCUGCGGCGUUUGCGGGAAAAUGUUCUCCAGGCCUUGGCUGCUCCAGGGACACCUGCGCAGUCACACGGGCGAGAAACCCUACGGAUGCGCUCACUGCGGCAAGGCCUUCGCCGACAGGUCGAACCUCAGGGCUCACAUGCAGACCCACUCCUCGGACAAGAACUACGAGUGCUCCAAGUGCCGCAAGUCCUUCGCCCUCAAGUCCUAUCUCAACAAACAUCUCGAGUCCGCCUGUCAACGCGACAACUGCGACGACAGCAGCAACGACGCCGACGCACCCUAAA
Diprion similis is the source of this 1909-nucleotide messenger RNA. Its product is annotated as protein escargot-like. The transcript is spliced from 5 exons. NCBI's taxonomy places the organism in Eukaryota, Metazoa, Arthropoda, Insecta, Hymenoptera, Diprionidae. Bases 1 to 1908 code for a protein of 635 amino acids. Gene Ontology annotation, biological process: regulation of DNA-templated transcription. The record is from RefSeq and is a predicted model, not a curated record. Gene Ontology annotation, molecular function: DNA-binding transcription factor activity, RNA polymerase II-specific; RNA polymerase II cis-regulatory region sequence-specific DNA binding.